Molecule: messenger RNA, 843 nt
Organism: Arabis nemorensis
Lineage: Eukaryota; Viridiplantae; Streptophyta; Magnoliopsida; Brassicales; Brassicaceae
Source: the annotation of a GenBank genome assembly
AUGGAGAAGAAGAAAGUAAUGGAAAUCGAAGGUUACCCAAUCGAAGGAUUGUCGAUUGGAGGACACGAGACGUGUAUCAUAUUCCCAUCUCUGAAUCUAGCUUUCGACAUUGGUCGUUGUCCACAUCGCGCAAUCUCUCAGGACUUCCUCUUUAUCUCUCACUCCCACAUGGAUCAUAUCGGUGGAUUACCAAUGUAUGUUGCGACUAGAGGCUUGUACAAAAUGAAGCCUCCAACGAUUAUAGUCCCCAAAUCCAUUAAAGAAUGUGUUGAGAGUUUGUUCGAGGUUCAUAGAAAACUAGAUUCUUCAGAGCUAAACCACAAUCUUGUUGGCUUGGACAUAGGGGAGGAGUUUCUUGUAAGGAGAGAUCUCAAAGUGAAAGCCUUUAAGACUUAUCAUGUUAUACAAAGCCAGGGUUAUGUAGUUUAUUCAACUAAACAAAAACUCAAGCAGGAGUAUAUUGGCCUUUCUGGGAAUGAAAUAAAGAACUUGAAAGCUUCAGGUGUUGAGAUCACAAACAGCAUAACAACUCCUGAAGUCGCUUUUACGGGAGAUACAACGUCGGAUUUUGUAGUUGACGAAAAUAAUGCAGAUGCUCUCAAGGCAAAGGUUCUCGUCAUGGAGAGCACGUUUCUUGAUGAUUCGGUAUCUAUAGCACACGCGAGAGAUUAUGGACAUAUCCAUUUAUCUGAGAUAGUUAAACAUGCUCAAAAGUUUGAAAACAAAGCAAUCUUGCUGAUUCAUUUUUCGGCUCGGUAUACAGUGAAGGAAAUCGAAGGUGCGGUUUCUGCAUUGCCUCCACCUUUAGAGGGACGUGUGUUUGCUCUAACACAAGGAUUCUAG